CCACCACCAACCCUCAGUGUUGGUUCAUACGCGGCAGAGGAAGGCAGCUCACGUUUUCGCUCUCUCCAUCCAAAAUGGCUUCCAGUAAAGAAGAAAAUUCGGAAAUUAUAGGAAAUUCACAAAAACGAAAAAUUGGAGAGGAAGAUUCUCCAGAGAAAAAGAAACCAAAAAAUGAAAAAAUUGGCCUAAGAUCACUGUCGCAGACAGUGCAUCAAAAUUCCGAAAAUAUUUCUAAGCUCGUUGAGUUUUUUGAAAACAUGAUUGGCCAGUCGCAGGCGCAGCCUCGACAAAAUAAUACCUGCCACGUAGUGGAUGUUGGUAAUGAGGAUGAUCCAAUAACAGAUCUUUUUACCUCAAUUGUUGAUAAAUCGCCAAAUGAUGAAUCUGCUGAUCAAAAUAUUGAGAUUGAAAAUCCAAUUGUUGAAGAAAUAUUGAAUUCAAAUCAGUCGGAGGAUGAAUAUGGCCCUCCUUUAGGAUUGAAAGUAGCAGCAGCAUUCAAACGAUUAAUUGCUCAGCCAGCUUCAAAAGAACACAUUGAUCAAAACAAGAUCAAAUUAAAGAUCCCAGAAAACAUUAAAGAAAUGAGGGCACCCAAAGUCAAUUGUGAAAUUUGGACUCAACUUCCUAAAAAAGCUCAAGUUAUUGAUGCAUCACAACAAUUUGUUCAACAAUUUGUUUCAAGAGGUUUAGUAGCCCAGUCACAUCUUGCUGAAGUUUUAGCAAAAAAUUCAGAUAAGAUUCCCAAUGAUUUAUUGAAAAGUUUACUUUCUUGUUCAAUGGAAGCCGCAACAGAAUUUGAUAUGGCUUUUAGAGAAAUUAGCCUCAGGCGACGACAACAAAUUAAACCCUUUUUGUCAAUCGAAAGUGCUGGAAUUUGUGGAUCUUCAGUUCCGGUCACCGAAAACUUAUUCGGAAAUAAUUUAGAAAAAGAUUUGAUUGCUGUCCGAACAUCGGCCAAAAUUGUGAAGAAUUUGACCCCCAUCUAUCGUGGAGGUGCUCGUGGAACUUAUGCAAGAGGUUCAUGUAAUCGAGGGUCGUUAUCUAAUGCUGGUACUAGCCAUAAUUUAAACUUCCGGGCGCCUCUCCUCUCGAGGGGAGGCAGACGACCAUUCAACCGAGGAAGAUACAACAAUUACCGCCCGCAGAAUUAAAUGUGAGUAAAUUAUCAGGUAGAUUAAGAUUAUAUUAUGAUAAAUGGGCGAAUUUGACUGACGACCCUGUUAUUCUUGAAAUUGUUCGGGGUUACAAACUACCUUUUAAGAAUUUACCAGAGCCACAAAUUAAUUGUAAGGUUCAAGAAUUUAAUCCGGAAGAAAAGCUAUUUAUUAUCGAUGAAUUGGACCGCCUAAUGAAAAUGGGGGCAAUAUCUCUAUCUGAAGAGGAAAGUGAUCAAUUUGUAUCUCCAAUCUUUACUGUCCCUAAACCUGAUGGAAAAAGACGAUUCAUCUUGAAUCUUAAGAAACUGAAUAGCUAUUUACACUGUCCACAUUUUAAAAUGGAAGAUUACCGAAGCGUAUUGAAUAUUAUGAGAUUAAACAUGUUUAUGGCCACAAUAGAUUUACAGGAUGCGUAUUUCCACGUUCCUGUUCAUGACAGUUGUAAAAAAUAUUUAAAAUUCCGUUUCAAUGGUAUACUUUAUCACUUUAAUUGUAUUCCAUUUGGUUGUUGUACUUGCCCAUUAUUAUUCACAAAGCUCUUGAAACCAGUUUUCGAGAAACUUAGAACAUUAGGCUAUCAAUCCGUGAGAUAUUUGGACGAUUUUUUGUUAUUUGGUCAAACAUUUGAAUUAUGCAGCGAGAAUGUUCAGGCCACCCAAAAUUUACUCAAAAGUUUGGGGUUUACCGUAAAUUAUCAAAAAUCGGAAUUACUUCCAAGUAAAGUAAUUAAAUAUUUAGGAUUUAUUUUUAAUUCCUUAGAAAUGACCAUUCAAUUAACUCCGAACAAGCGUUCUUUAAUUUUUGAAUUUGCACAAAAAUGUUUGUUAUCUAAAUCUCUAAUUAUAAGAGAGGCAGCUAAAUUGCAAGGAUAUUUAAUUUCAGCGUGUCCUGCAGUACAAUAUGGAUUAUUGUAUACUCGGAAAUUAGCUUCCGAUAUUCAAUUCUCUUUAGAAUCAAAUAAUGAUAAUUAUCAAAAUCGUAUGACUUUGUCUCAAGAAGCAGUUUCGGAUAUUCACUGGUGGCAAUCAGUAAUACAUAAAGCUGAGGUUUCCAUAAAAGAGGACAGUUUUAAAAAAGUGAUUCACACUGAUGCGUCACCUUUUGGGUGGGGCUGUUUUUGUGACAAUGACGUUUCUCACGGCACUUGGUCAAAAUCUGAAGAGUUAUUACAUAUUAAUGCAUUGGAACUGUUAGCAAUUGAGCGAGCACUGACUAUAUUUGCAAACGAUGAAGGAAAUUGUAAUAUUUUGUUAAAAGUUGACAGUCAAGUUGCAAUCUCGUAUAUAAACUGUUAUGGUGGUUGCCGCUCGGAAUUGUUGCAUGCAAUUGCUAAAAGAAUCUGGCUAUUUUGCGAGAAGAAAGAUAUUUUUAUUAAAGCUACAUAUUUAGAAAGUAAGAAAAAUGUAGAAGCUGAUUUUGCUUCUCGUAUUGAAGUAGUUAAUUCGGAUUGGAUGCUAAAAAGUGUCAUUUUAUCGCAAUUUGUAAUUCAUUUGGCGAGCCAGCUUUAGAUUUAUUUGCGUCAAAGAACACAAAUCAGUGUUCGAGAUUUUAUUCGUAUUCUCCUGAUCGGAACUCGGAAGGGGUUGAUGCAUUUACGUUUAAAUGGUCAGAAUCCUUGUUAUAUGCGUUUCCCCCAUUUUGUCUAAUUUCACGUGUCCUGAAAAAGAUUUGCAAUGAUAAAUGUAGAUGCAUUGUGGUGGUGCCACUUUGGAAAAGUCAGGUUUGGUAUCCAGAAUUUGAGAGGCUGCGUCAGUCAAAUUCGCUUAUAUUUGGACCUGAAAAAGAUUUGCUAACUUCACCUUUUUCGAAUAGGCACCACCCUCUUCACUCCAGCCUCAAAUUAGUAGCAGCAAUAUUGCAAGACGUUCAUUCAUAAACAGUGGCCUUAGUUCAGAUGUUUGCGAACUUUUACUUUCAUCCUGUGCGUCAUCCAGUUGGAAACAAUACGAAUCGUACUUGAAACGAUGGGAAAAUUUUUGUAAUAAUUAUGGUUCAGACAUAUUUCAUUCUAAUUUACAAUCGAUUCUGAAAUUUUUGACCGCUUUGUAUAAGGAUGGCGUAGGCUAUAGCGGUAUUAACACAGCAAGAUCAGCUCUGUCUUUAAUUAUAGCCCCCAUUGACGGUGUUGACGUUGGUAAACACCCUCUUGUAAUUCGAUUACUAAAAGCUGUUAGCAAAUUACGGCCACCGAAACCUAGAUAUGAUAAUGUGUGGGAUGUAAAUUUAGUUUUGGAUAUGUUCACUUCAUGGCCGUUAAAUUCAGAGCUGCCUAUAUUUAGGUUAGCCAUAAAAUUGGUAGCGUUACUCGCUUUGGUCACGGGACAAAGGGUACAAACCCUGUCGUUAAUUAAUAUAAAUAAUAUCAUAAGGUCAAGUAAUGUUCAGAUUCUUAUUCCUGAAAUUAUUAAAACUUCUGGGGUUGCGAAGAAGCAACCGUGCUUGUUAUUGGUCCCUUAUAAAGUUAAUGAUAAGUUAUGUGUUGUUAAAUGCUUAGAUGAAUACUUAAAUCGUACUGCUAGUUAUCGUAAUUCUGAUGAAUUAUUAAUUAGUGUAGUUUUACCAUAUAAGCCUGUUACAAGCCAGACUAUUAGUAGAUGGCUAAAAGAAUGUUUGUCAUUAGCUGGUAUUGAUGUUUCUAUUUUUAAGGCUCACAGUUUCCGUCACGCUAGCACAAGUAAGGCGGUAGCAAAGGGGGUCAGCUUAGAUGUCGUUUUUUCUAGAGCUGGUUGGUCUGAUAAAUCUAAAACAUUUGCAAAGUUCUACAAUAAGCCAUUAGAUUUACGAGGUGAAUUUUC
Messenger RNA from Folsomia candida, 3952 nucleotides. RefSeq lists its product as uncharacterized. The transcript is spliced from 3 exons. Gene Ontology annotation, molecular function: nucleic acid binding. The coding region runs from base 75 to 1151 and encodes 358 amino acids. Lineage: Eukaryota; Metazoa; Arthropoda; Collembola; Entomobryomorpha; Isotomidae. The record is from RefSeq and is a predicted model, not a curated record.